AUGGCCAGCGUGGAAGGUGAAGCAGUUCCAAUCUACAUUAAACAAAACGAUGACGAAGUACAUCGGAUUGUAAAAGAUAAUAUUUUAAAAAUACUCUCUCAGGAUGGAGUGGAUGAUUGCAAAAUUAUGAUACUGUCUGUGACUGGAGCUAUGCGUGAAGGGAAAUCGUUUAUUCUAAAUAUGUUUAUCAGAUUUCUUGAAUCAGGACGAUCUGACAAUUGGAUGAAUAGUAAUGAAACCAACCUAACUGGAUUUUCUUGGCGAGGCGGUACAAAAUCUAAUACAAUGGGGAUAUUAAUGUGGAGCAAACCAUAUUUUUCAACUCUGCUGGACGGAACAAAGGUUGCAAUCUUUCUCAUUGACACUCAAGGAGCAUUUGAUAAUGAAAAUGAUCUCACUCAAAGUUCAAAGAUUAUAACAAUGAGUCUUGCAAUAAGUUCACAUAUGAUUUACAACGUAAACAAAUGUUUGCGAAGCGAUAAAUUAGAAUUUUUCGAGAUGUUCGUAGAACAUGCUAGAAUGGCUGAAGGUCUUCACGGCGAAAGUUUUUUUCAGACGUUGUUGUUUCUAAUUCGUGAUUGGCCAGAUCGUGAUGAACAUAGCUGCGGUGCCAAAGGCGGAGAAAAUUAUGUUAAUGAACAACUGAGUAGAGGGUCACAAGAUAACGUUAGAAAGGAAAACUUCAAAAAAAUGUUUGAACAAGUUGGGGGAUUUCUAUUACCUCACCCUGGAAAAAAAGUUGCGCAAAGCAAACAAGAACAAUUUAAUGGCGCCUUUGAGGACAUAAGUUCAGAUUUCAGACAACAUUUGGACGAGUUGGUACAUUUUUUAUUCGAUCCAGAUAAAAUAUCAUUAAAAAAAUUUAAUGACAAACCAAUUCAUGGACGAGAAUUAGCAGAGUUUGCGUUGCAAUUUUCGAAAAUGUUGGAAAGUGAUAAUCUGCCAACCCCCAAAGACUUUGUAGAGGCACAGAUUGAGGCUGCUAAAAAUAAUCUGGCCAUCGAGUUUAGAAACAAAUUCAAAAGCAAAAUGAAGCAGAAUAUGGGCGAGAGCCCAUUUCUAAAGAACACUGAAUUUGCACAAAUGGCCAAAAGUGCAGAAAACGAAAUAAUCGCAGAGCUGGAAGGCAGGGCUUUUUACGGUGGUGAUGAAUCGAAAAAAGAGGCUAUGGAAUCGGUGAAACUGCACAUCAAGAACGACAUUGGAGAACUUUCUGAUCGGAAUCUAGCAAUAGAAGCCGAGUGUAGAAUAGAUUAUGACAAAUAUAUAGACGAAAAGAAAAAGGAGCUUUCGGAUAUUUUGCGGAAGAAAUUCUCACACUAUGUCGAAGAAAUUAAAAUAAAAGAUUCAUGUAAAGAAUACGAAUCAGUUAUUCUUGGAAAACAUUUUGAUGGCAUUAAACGUAGAGUUGAAGAUUUUGAAGCAGAGUACACUUCGAAAAUCAUAAACAUGAUAAAACAAUUAUGUGAUGAUGUCGUUUUACAAAACACAAACAAUCUGAUUCUGCAGCAACAAAAUAUUAAAGAUUCAUCUCAAGCUGAUUUAAUUUUGAAACAAAUAGUGGAUGACACAACUGAGGAAUCGGUGUUAGCAGACAUUCCAAAAACAAUAUUUAAUGAUUGGAAAAUAAAGUUACGUACAAAAUUGGAAACACUUUGUGAUUUGGCAUCAACAAUCAUCACUCGAAAUAAAGAAAACGAUGAAAUGCAAAUUUCCGAAAAACUUGAAGAAUUGGGGAAAUACUUCAUAACACAAGCCGUAAAGCUAACAAACAAAAAAGUGAAAAGUAAGCCUCAGCUGGAAAAAAUUCGCCAAAAUUCUGCUGAAAAGGCAAAGAAAAUUCUCUCGGAUAUGAAUUUGGGAGGAUAUAUAAAGAAUCAAUGUCUAGAACGAUUGGGUGCGAUUUUAGAAAACAAAUUCAAAAUCAUCUUGGAAGAGAAUCAACAAAAAGAAAAAGAUUUCCAUGAACUUUGCAGUAUGGAAUUGGGAACAUGUUACAAUUGGGCACAAAAUGAAAUAAAAGAUAAAUGUGGAAAUGAUGUCAAAAACGAUAUAGAUAUUAAGGCAAUUCACAAAAAAAUUAGACUGGAAGCUUUGGAUAAAUUCACAAAGGCUGUAUCCGACGGACCCAUGGAUCUUUAUCGUAGUUCGAGAGAAAAUUUGAAAACCAAGUUGAACAUAUUACUUUCCGAAACGAUUGAAGAACAUGAAAGCAGAAAGAAAAGAAUACUUGAGGAACUUUCAAACUUUACUAAAGAGAGAAGACAGCAAUAUACAGAUAAGAUGAAGAAGUCUCUGGAUCAGCCCGACCCGGUGGAAUUGGAAGAUCUCAAAAAGCUUCACAUGAAAUGCAAAUCUGAUACGUUAAAAGAAUAUGCUGAAAAUUCAAAAGGAAUGCCAGAUAUAUUAAUUUCCGAGAAGAAAAAAGAUUUGAAUAGGAUGCUGGAAGGAGAAUUUGCAAAGUUACAAAAAAGUAACAUGGAUAUAUUGAAAAUGCAGAAAGGAAAAGAAGCUGAUUGCAUACAAGAAUGUAUUAAAAUUUACAAUCAAGAAAUGGAAAAGGCCUGCAAAGAUUUAAUGGAUGAUUUAUAUAUAGAAGAAAGUCACAAUGAAUCCCAACGGAAAUCAUUUGAUCGUAUGCAACAUAUAUCAGCGCAAUUCACGAGCCAAAUGCAUAACAGAGUAAACGCAGAAUUACAAAAAAUGAUUCGAGAAAAAAAGGAGCACCACCGGAAAAUUGCGAAUAGUAAUAAAAAUAAAGCCCGCAAGAAAUCCGCCUCGAUUUUAAACGAAGUAAAAUUGGAGUUCCAACGAUCCCUUGAAACGAAAACUGGGGGGAACGCGUGUACAGAAAAAAACUUGAGAAAAUAUUUUUCUGAGGCUGAGAAAAUAUCCGAGGAAAAUUUGAAGCGAAUGAAUAUUAGUCAAAUCGAGCGGCAAUUUUGCCAACAAAAUCUACAAGAUACUUUUGACAAAUGGAAAGAGGAAUUUCGUGACCAGAAUAAAAGUGCCGAGGCAGAGUUGCACAGGAGUUGUAAAAUAUCCUUGGAUAAAGCCAAAAGAAUCUACAGACAGCAUAUUAAAAAUGUCAAGAAAGAUCAAGACAAUGAUGACUUGAAUCCGCAUCAUUACCGUGCUAAUGACGAAGCAAUGUCUUCAUUUGAUUUGGAUCUUUUGAGGGGAAACGAGGAAAUCGUUAGAAAAUAUAAAAUUGACCUGGAAGAAUGGAUCAAAACAGAAUGGAGCUUCUUCCUCAAUCAUGGGGAACUGCAGGUCGUUCAAGAACGUGAAGAAUCUGUCAGAGAGACAAGUCAGUGCAAUUGCUGUAAUGCUGUAGAAGCAAUAUUGAAGCACGUUGAACAAAUAAAAUCAGACAUUGAAAUUGUUAAACAGCAACAAGCGAAUCUAAAAGACGAAUUAUCUGAGCUUUCGACAAAAAUUGGAAAAUGACGAAAAUAUUUAUUUAGAUAAUGAUA
Molecule: messenger RNA, 3476 nt
Organism: Styela clava
Lineage: Eukaryota; Metazoa; Chordata; Ascidiacea; Stolidobranchia; Styelidae
Source: RefSeq, a predicted model, not a curated record